AUGACUUCCAACCAGCUGUCCCACUGCUGCACCGUCGGUUCUCUGCACGAAGGCGAGGCCAAGGGCGAGAUCAAGGACAUUGGCGACAUUUCAACCUACUUCGCCUACCCAGCCAACGGAUCCACCAAAAUUGCAAUCCUAAUCCUAACCGACGUGAUCGGCCACCGCCUAAUCAACGCCCAGCUAAUCGCCGACCAGUUCGCCGCGAAGGGUUACUUCGUCGUGAUGCCGGACCUGUUCCGCGGCGACACCGUGUCGCUCAACCGGCCUGAGGGUUUCAACAUCAUGGACUGGGUGAAGAACCACCUGCCGCCGCAGACGGAGCCCAUCAUCGACGCCGUGCUACAGGAAAUGCGCCAGAACCUGGGCUGCAAGCGUAUUGGUGGGGUUGGAUACUGCUUUGGGGGCAAGUAUGUCUGUCGCUAUCUUAAGUCGGGCGAGAAAAAGCUGGAUGUUGGGUUUAUGGCUCAUCCGACUAUGUUGGAGGCGGAGGAGCUGGGGAGUAUUCAGGGGCCGUUGAGUAUUGCCGCGGCUGUACGCGACUUUGUCUUCACUACGGCUAAGCGCCACGAAAGCGAGGAGAUCUUGGACAAGCUGGAUAUCCCCUACCAGAUUAAUAUGUUCUCGGACGUGGAGCAUGGCUUUUCGGUUCGUUGCGACAUGUCCAAGCCGAGGCAGAAGUUUGCGAAGGAGCAGGCCUUUAGCCAGGCAGUUGCGUGGUUCAAUCAGUACCUGAAGGGUUAA
Messenger RNA from Penicillium alfredii, 744 nucleotides. RefSeq lists its product as uncharacterized. The transcript has 3 exons. Lineage: Eukaryota; Fungi; Ascomycota; Eurotiomycetes; Eurotiales; Aspergillaceae. Gene Ontology annotation, molecular function: hydrolase activity. Bases 1 to 744 code for a protein of 247 amino acids. The record is from RefSeq and is a predicted model, not a curated record.